Molecule: messenger RNA, 594 nt
Organism: Rhagoletis pomonella (apple maggot)
Lineage: Eukaryota; Metazoa; Arthropoda; Insecta; Diptera; Tephritidae
Exons: 2
Coding region: 1-594 (197 amino acids)
Source: RefSeq, a predicted model, not a curated record
AUGUCUCAAGGCAUAUCCGCAACACAGCCAAUGCGCGACGUUCCACUUUCGGGGAUCGAGGAACAUGGCGACUCUACGCCUGAGACACUUAAAACCGGAAAUUCGAAGGCAAAUUCGUUAAAGCGUUUUUUCAAAUUAACAAAUAAACGACACAGCGCGGGGGAAGAGCUUCCAACCAGCUCCAGUGAGGUAAUGCCCGAGGAUGGUAGACGGUCGAAAGACGAUACUGAUAAGGAUGCUAGUGGCGGUAGUGGACUGGAAAAGGAUGACGAAGUGGAGAAACCGAAAAAGGAACACCAGCGGCGUUUUAAUUUGCGUCUAGGUGGCGUCACUCGAAUCGUGGAACACGCCAAUACCGAGAACUUCAUGGACAGCGCACCAAGUCGGCAGUCAUUGAAGAACUCCAUUUCCAGCUAUUGGCAUACCGUCUUCAGACGCGUCAGCAAGAAAGCAGCAAAGCGGACAGCCGGUCAGAAUGACGAGAAUGACGGUGACGUCGAAGAGGAGGUGAUUGAAAGAGAGUUGGAUGAGCAAGUGCAGACGUUGUCUAUCUCAGAGGACACUAUCGAGCAGGUGAUUCAAGCGAUCGAGUAG